CGCAGCGGGGCGACCUCGGGAGGCCAAGGGGCUCUGCGCAGAGGCACCCACCCUCGCCACCAUGUGCGAGUUGUACAGCAAGCAGGACACCCUGGCUCUGAGGAAGAAGCACAUCGGGCCAUCAUGCACACUUUUCUUCGCUGAGGACCCCCUGAAAAUCGUGCGUGCUCAUAGGCAGUACAUGUUUGAUGAGAAGGGCGAGCAGUACCUGGAUUGCAUCAAUAAUGUGUCCCACGUGGGACACUGUCACCCAGAAGUGGUCCAGGCUGCCCUGAAACAAAUGGAAAUGCUCAACACCAAUUCGCGGUUCCUCCACGACAACAUGGUUGAGUAUGCCAAGCGCCUCUUGGCCAUGCUGCCUGAAAAGCUCUCUGUUUGCUAUUUUACCAAUUCUGGAUCUGAAGCCAAUGACUUAGCAUUACGUCUGGCUCGGCAGUUCAGAGGCCACCAAGACAUCAUCACUCUUGACCAUGCUUACCAUGGUCACCUAACAUCUUUAAUUGAAAUUAGCCCAUACAAAUUUCGGAAGGGCAAAGAUACCAAGAAGGAAUUUGUGCAUGUGGCAGCAACUCCUGAUACAUACAGAGGGAAGUACAGAGAAGACCACGCAGAUCCUGCUAGUGCCUACGCAGAUGAAGUGCGGAAAAUCAUCGAGGAGGCUCAUCGGGGUGGAAGGAAGAUCGCUGCCUUCAUUGCCGAGUCCAUGCAGAGCUGCGGAGGACAGGUCAUUCCCCCAGUAGGCUACUUCCAGAAGGUGGCAGAACAUGUUCGUGCCGCUGGGGGUGUAUUUAUAGCAGAUGAAGUCCAGGUGGGUUUUGGCCGAGUUGGAAGACACUUCUGGAGCUUCCAAAUGCAUGGUGAAGACUUUGUCCCAGACAUUGUCACCAUGGGAAAGCCAAUGGGCAAUGGACACCCAAUAGCAUGCGUGGUCACAACCAAAGAAAUCGCUGAAGCCUUCUGCAGUUCGGGAGUGGAGUAUUUCAAUACGUAUGGAGGAAACCCAGUGUCUUUGGCCGUUGGUCUGGCUGUGCUGGAUGUCAUUGAGAAAGAGGACCUCCAAGGAAAUGCUACACGGGUCGGGAACUAUCUCCUGGAGUUACUGAAGGAACAGAAAGCAAAACACCCUCUGAUCGGAGACAUAAGGGGCUUGGGACUGUUUAUCGGUAUUGACUUAGUGAAAGAGCAUCAGAGGAGGAGCCCCGCCACUGCCGAAGCCCAGCAUGUCAUCUACAAGAUGAAGGAGAAUCGCGUGCUACUCAGUGCUGAUGGGCCUCACCGGAACGUGCUUAAAAUCAAACCGCCCAUGUGCUUCACGGAAGAGAACGCCGCAUUCAUGGUGGGCCUGCUGGACAGAGUCCUAACAGAAUUAGAAGCUUCCCUGGGAGUCCAAAGUGGCAGUGUGGCCGCUGAGACUGUCAACUGCAAAGCCCAGCCUCCCGCUGCAGCUCACUCAGACUGGCACGGUGACAGCACAAGAGACUCCAAAGAGAAUCCCAGCCAGAAGAAAAAUGGAUUGUGCUCAGAUAAACGCUCCAUCGUGAGCAAGAGGCUCAAGACAUGAGAGAAACACCUGGAUUUUUGAGCAAGACAGGGAGGGGGGUGGCAAGAAACCUGUCCCUUCUGAUGAGUUGCACCCUUUUAAAGCAGAAUUUAAAGGUGUUCAUAAAAGCUAAGAGUUCAUAGGAAGAAAGCAAUGGGUAAUAAAACUAUGCCAGUGUAAUUAGUUUAGUCUCUACCCCGUUAAUUUUUUACUGAGAUUUCUGAACACACAACAUGUUCCUACCAAAUCUAAGCUUCCACAUAAAUAUUAAGUUGAAGCUUCUACUUCUCAUGUUUAAUGUUUAAAAUGAGAGGGACAAAGUUCAUUCCUUUCCUUAACUUUGAGAUUUGUGAGACUUGGUGCCUUGAAGUAUGAAUUCUUGAAUAUAUAUAAGUAUAUUUAUAAAUUAUGAUCAAAUAAAAGAUGAUAUAAGCCAAA
This is a messenger RNA of Suncus etruscus (white-toothed pygmy shrew), 1978 nucleotides long. It is a transcript of the gene ETNPPL, whose product is annotated as ethanolamine-phosphate phospho-lyase. Gene Ontology annotation, cellular component: mitochondrion. The record is from RefSeq and is a predicted model, not a curated record. The transcript has 13 exons. Bases 62 to 1561 code for a protein of 499 amino acids. Gene Ontology annotation, molecular function: pyridoxal phosphate binding; ethanolamine-phosphate phospho-lyase activity; transaminase activity. Lineage: Eukaryota; Metazoa; Chordata; Mammalia; Eulipotyphla; Soricidae.